AAAAAUAGCCUGCCUGCUGUAAGCAUUCACCAAGCAGGAUAUCAGUUGGUGCAUCUGAAAGAGGGAUGGGGGACCUUUUCUUAAUCCAGCAAGUUGGUUAAGUAUUCAUUGAAGAGAACUUUUAUUGCAUGCUGACAAUAGGCUUUGGCCAAAGAGUUACAAAAUGAUGUCCACGUGGUAAGGCGACAAAUAAGAGAGCUUAAAAAAAUGAAGAAAAACAGGGACGCCUGUAAAACCUCAACCCAUAAAGCCCAGACCUUGGCAGCUUCUAUCCUGAACAUUUCACGGUCAGAUUUAGAGGAAAUACUAGACACAGAAGAUGAAGUGGAAAUUGAAAAAACAAAAAUUGAUGCUGAAAAUGACAAGGAAUGGAUGUUGUACAUUCAGAAACUUCUUGAAGGACAGCUUCCUUUUGCCUCAUAUUUACUAGAAGCAGUACUGGAAAAAAUAAAUGAAAAAAAGAAACUAGUUGAAGGAUAUUUCACAAUUAUGAAAGAUAUUAGAUGAUAUUAAAAUGGAGAGCUUUAUUACAAAUGUGAAAACUUUUUAUGUGGUGUGAUUGGAAUAUAUGCAUUGCAAUCCUGAUACAGUAUCUGCUCCAACUAUCAAUACUCAGGUUCAAUACAAAAAUAAGAAGUCUCUGAAAAUAAUUAAUUGCUGAACAAGUGAAACUAAUUAAGUGCAUAGCCAUUUAAAAGGAAAUAGUGUAGCAUUUGAUUGUUGAAUACAAAUAUUGCCACAAAUCAAUGCAAACUUAAAAAUGAUUUUCCUUCUAGUGCAUUAAAAGAAACUGAACAGGCUUGGCACACAAAUUGGUCUGAGCAUAGGAAGAAAAAGUAUCAACUAAGGAUUUAAUGUUUUAAGUUUCAUAAAGAAACUAGAUUUUUUACAUAAAACUGCUACAGAUGGCCAUAAGUGGUCCAGGGAGCAACAGAUUUGUAUUACGAGCAAAUAUAAAAUGAAGCAUCAUAACUUGAGCAUUUAUUGAAAUAAAUUGUGUGGUCCAAUUGAAUCUGUUCUCAUUGAUGUGCUGGUUUAUGUAGGAGAUACUGUGUAUUUGUACAACUAUUUGGCAAAAAUAAAAACAUUUUCUUCUCUCUCUUAAAUUCACAAUAGUAUAUGUUGUGUAAUCAUAUAAAUUCACAGGGGACCACAAACCCAGUGUAUAAAAUUAGGCUCUAAUUAACAGAACUACUACUGUGGUCAACUAAUUAUUAAAGUUACAUUCUUAACUAUGAUGUCAUUCUUGCUUAGAUUCCUGAACAUUCCCACCUCAUUUCACCUCUUCACCAUGUUCCUGCCAUACCCUUUUCGGUUCCUCUAAUUCACCAAACUGGUGCCUGCCUCCCACAUUUGCCCUUGGUCUUCUCUCUUUCUAGAAUACUCUGCACUCAACUUUCCUCAUGGCUGGCUCCUUCUCAUCAUUCAGGUCCAGUUUCCCCGGUCCCUCAGAGACACAUUCUCUGACCAGCUUACUAUUUUAUUUCCUCAUAGCACAAAAUUACCUAUCUGUUCAUGUAUUUGUUUUCUUGUUUAUUUUCUUUUUUCCCCUCUUUAGUAUGUAGGUCCCAUGAGAUUAAAACAAGGGUUGGCAGAUUAUAGCCUGCAGGGCGAAUCUGGCCUGCUACCUGUUUUGUAUGGCCCACAAGCUAAGAAUGAUUUUUGCCUUAUUAAAUGGUUUUUAAAAAAUCAAAAGGAGAAUACUAUUUUGUAGCAUGUGAAAAUUAUAUAAAAUUCAAAUUUUGGUGUCCUUCAAUAAAGUUUUAUUGGAACAC
Mandrillus leucophaeus (drill) is the source of this 1775-nucleotide messenger RNA. RefSeq names its product centlein, centrosomal protein (gene CNTLN). The transcript is spliced from 4 exons. The coding region runs from base 208 to 507 and encodes 99 amino acids. The record is from RefSeq and is a predicted model, not a curated record. Gene Ontology annotation, biological process: protein localization to organelle; centriole-centriole cohesion. Gene Ontology annotation, cellular component: centriole; centrosome. Lineage: Eukaryota; Metazoa; Chordata; Mammalia; Primates; Cercopithecidae.